This is a messenger RNA of Trichosurus vulpecula (common brushtail), 1971 nucleotides long. RefSeq names its product sphingosine-1-phosphate receptor 5 (gene S1PR5). The record is from RefSeq and is a predicted model, not a curated record. Gene Ontology annotation, molecular function: sphingosine-1-phosphate receptor activity. The coding region runs from base 609 to 1790 and encodes 393 amino acids. The transcript is spliced from 2 exons. Gene Ontology annotation, biological process: G protein-coupled receptor signaling pathway. Gene Ontology annotation, cellular component: membrane. Lineage: Eukaryota; Metazoa; Chordata; Mammalia; Diprotodontia; Phalangeridae.
CACCGCAUCCCAUCCACCCCCUCAGUCUAAGGUAGGCGGGAGCAGUUAGAAAAGCUCACUAGCCCACUGCCUUGCACAGAAUAAGUGUUUUAUAAAUGCAGAUUGGAAUGGAUUGGAUUAGACUGAGAUAGCAGUCCCAGGACCCAGGAGCAGAAACCUGGGCUAGGGGUCCAGUGUUGCCUGGGAAUUAGGGAGGAAGGGGCCAGGCUGAGGGAAUUGGUCGGAGCAGAAAGGGAGGGUCAAAGGCUGGGGAGGCCUCGGGACACAGAGCAGGCCGGCCUUCGGGAGGGGGCGGCAUAGUUCGUGAGAGUCAGACUGCCUCAGAGGGAGAGAGCCGGAUGAGGAGGGGAAAGGUCCUCACAGGAAUUAAAACCCAACCUCCCAGCCCAGCCAGCCCCAGGGGAGCUGACGGGGAGCCGCUUCCUGGCCCUGAGAAACAGGACCAUCCUGUAACUGUGAGCCUCAGCCAGGGCUGGGACCCAGACCAGGGCUCGGGCCUGUGAACGGUUUCUUUCCUAGUGCCCACUAUGGUGAUGUAGCCACUCAUCGGUGAAGCGCCUCAAGAGGCAAAGAACCUCGAGGAGGAGGAGGUGGGGAAUUAGGCCACCAUGGAGCCGCCUCCGGCGCUCCAGGCUGUGCUGGGGAGUGAGGUGAUCGCACUGCACUACAACUACACCGGCAAGCUGAACGGCGCACGCUACGAUCCACGCGGGGGUUUGCGCGCAGAUGCUGCAGUCUUCCUGGCAGUGUGUGGCCUCAUCGUCCUGGAGAACCUGGCGGUUCUGCUAGUCCUCUGGCGCCACAAGAAGUUUCACGCGCCCAUGUACCUGCUUCUAGGCAGCCUGACCCUCUCCGACCUAUUGGCCGGCGCCGCCUACACGGUCAACAUCCUGUUGUCUGGGGCCCGCACCUUGCACCUGUCGCCUGCUCUCUGGUUUGCCCGCGAGGGUGGUGUCUUCGUGACGCUGGCUGCCUCAGUGCUCAGCCUGCUAGCCAUAGCGCUGGAGCGACACCUGACCAUGGCAAGCCGGCGGCCGGCGCCCAUACACCGGCGAGGCCGCACACUGCUGCUGGCGGGAGCCGCGUGGCUGGCAUCCUUGCUGCUCGGGCUUCUUCCUGGCCUCGGCUGGAACUGCCUAGGCCGCCUAGCCCAGUGCUCCACAGUGCUUCCCCUCUAUGCCAAGCCCUACGUGCUUUUCUGCGUGCUUGCCUUCCUAGUCAUCCUUGUGGCUAUCUUUGCGCUCUAUGCCCGCAUCUAUUAUCUGGUGCGUGCCAACGCAAAGAAGUUGCAGCUUCGGGCUGCGUCGGGAGGCUCUCGCCGCCUGCCCAAGUCUUUGGCGCUGUUGCGCACGGUGACCGUGGUACUCCUGGCGUUCAUCGUGUGUUGGGGACCACUCUUCUUGCUGCUGCUGCUGGAUGUAGCAUGCCCGGCUCGAGCCUGCCCAGUACUUCUGCAGGCGGACUAUUUCCUGGGACUAGCUAUGGCCAAUUCACUGCUCAACCCUAUUAUCUACACGCUUACUAGCCGGGACUUACGCCGUGCGCUCCUGCGCCUCUUCUGCUGUUACCGGCGCUGCUGUUGCUGCUAUAAGCCCAUGCGUCCAGGGCCAGGUGGUGGCGAGGCUGCGGCCAGCGUGCGCUUCCGGCUACCGUCUAUACUGGAGUGCAGCACUAGCAAAUCGGAGCGCUCCUCGAACCGACAGGAAGGGUUGGACACGAGCGUCUCCACCAGCAAUGCGACACCCACGCGCACUCCAGUUAAAACCUUGGUGCAAAAGACCACAGACUGACACUUUAUUCCCCAACCCCUUUCUAGGACCCAGUCCUCUCUUCCUGCACUAUUUUCACUGGUUGUUUUUUGUUGUUGUUGUUUGAAAAAUGAAUAAAAGUAAUUUGUAUUAGAAUGUCUGAAUAUCAGGGAGCAGACACAUCUCGAGAAUGGAGACCUUGAGGAGAACCUGGGCUGGAAUU